This is a messenger RNA of Crotalus tigris (Tiger rattlesnake), 2147 nucleotides long. Its product is annotated as olfactory receptor 11H6-like. Gene Ontology annotation, biological process: G protein-coupled receptor signaling pathway. The record is from RefSeq and is a predicted model, not a curated record. Gene Ontology annotation, cellular component: membrane. Bases 531 to 1469 code for a protein of 312 amino acids. Lineage: Eukaryota; Metazoa; Chordata; Lepidosauria; Squamata; Viperidae. The transcript has 2 exons. Gene Ontology annotation, molecular function: G protein-coupled receptor activity; olfactory receptor activity.
AAACUCUGAGCACCAGACAUCUUGCCAUGUCCUUGUCUGGUUGGAGCUGCUUAUCCUACACUGCUAUGGAACAGAAAGAUUUCUUAACAAACCAAAAUAGGAUAAUGUAAUUUUAGAAGAUAGAUUUAGUAAGAUUUACUAAGAUCUGAAAAAUGGUUUAGACUGUUGAGGAUGGUUUCUUGAAAAAUACAGACUUUAUUAAAGGAAUGAGUCUUGUUGAUUAUUUUUUUAAAAGUAGGAGAUGAAUAGGGAGAAGAUGGGAGAAUCACCCUGGCUCAGUUUCUGAUAAACUGUCUCUGGCAGCUAGAAUUCGCUGGGACUUUUGAAGAAUUUUGCAUAAAGAAAUGAUUCUGAAACACAUAUUUUCUCAGACAAGAAUGUGCAUACAAAAUGCUAACUAACAGAAUACUAACUUUUUAAAUAAACUCAGUAUGAUGUUGGUGGGGAGAUGAAUGGAUGACAGAUAUCUAGCAAAAGUAAACACAGCAGGAAACUUUGGAUCAACUGUUACUCUGGGAACUGUGCUCUAGAUGGAACAGUUUAAUGCAUCAACAUUGCAGGAAUUCAUUCUGCUUGGCUUCAGAGUUGGACAACAAGGACAUCUGCUGCUUCUCAUCUCAUUCAUAGUGGUCUACAUCUUCACUUUGAUUGAAAAUCUGGUCAUCAUCUUGGUAGUAUCUGAAGAUUCUCAGUUAUCUCGUCUUCCCAUGUACAUUUUGCUGAGCAACUUUUCCUGGCUGGAGGUCUGUUAUGUAAGUGCUACAGUGCCAAGGAUGCUCUUUGACCUGUCCUUCCCAGGUGGGGUCAUCUCUUUCCAUGCCUGCUUCAUCCAAUUUUAUGUCUUCUUCUCCCUUGGCACCACGGAAUGCUUCUUCCUCUCAGCCAUGGCCUUGGAUCGGUACUUGGCCAUCUGCUGUCCACUACGGUACACACAAAUUAUGUCUAAAAAAUUCUGUUUCCUCCUGGUGGCUUUUUGUUGGAUUACUGGCUUUCUCUACUACAUUGCCCCUGCAUCCUUGAUCUCCAGGUUGUCCUUUUGUGGUCCCAACACUAUUGAUCACUAUAUCUGUGACUCUGGAGGACUUCUAGCCCUAGCUUGUCAUCCUCCAGAAUCUCUCUCUCUUUUCUGCUAUGUCAUAACUUCUGCCUUAAUUCUAGGCACUUUCCUUUUCAUUAUGAUCUCCUAUGUGGGGAUUAUUUUCACCUUGGCAAAAAAGUCUGGUGAAAACACUGGAAAAAAGGGCUUCCAAACGGUGUCUUCUCACCUAGCAGUGGUGACCAUUUUUUACGGUUCUGUGGCCACAAUGUACAUUGGGUACACUGAAAAAAAUCGUACUGAGAAUAUUAAAGUGAUGACAUUGUUCUACUCAGCUGUUGCCCCUUUGCUUAACCCCUUGAUCUAUUGCCUCAGGAAUAAUCAGGUGAAAGGUGCAUUGUUUAGGGUCUUGAGAAAGAAGGGAAUUAUAUAGAAAAAUAAAAGCAAUUGUAAUGAAUUAUGUCAGGAUCAAGCAUUAAUCAUACUUGUUAGGAUAGAUCAAUAGCUGUGAAAACGGGGAGGCCAACUUCAACUGUGGGCAAAGAGGAAUAACAAGAUAUUAUACAAAUUAAUAGCAGGGAAGCAUUAAAUUUUAAUUGUAAGGUUGCCUUUAAUGCCAAUAAUAUUAUUCUUACAGUUUUAAUAGUAACAGUGAUAUGAAUACAAGUAAUGCUUAUUCUUGCAGUUAUUUCCAACUGUAAUAAUGAAGACCUAAUAUCAGAGCAUUCAAACUGUACCCGAGUUUUAAUUCCCCCAGCAUAUCUCUAAUUGACUGUUCUAGAAAAGUAGGACUAUUCCAUUGAGUGAGAAAUUAUUGAUACCAAAUACAUCAAAUCUCAAGAAACAGAAUGGUUUUUUUUAUACAUUACAGUUGUUAAUUGAUAAGGAACUUGUAAUCUGUUUUGCAUGUAACUUGUAUCUGCAUAACUAACCUGUCUUCUCCUCCUUUUUAAUCCACUUCUUCCCCUCUAUUUUUCCCCAGUUUAAGUUCUACUUCUGUCAAGCCACUCUGCAUUUAAUAAAGUGAACUGCAGCAACAUGAAUAUAUGUAUGUAUGUAUGUAUGUAUGUAUGUAUGUAUGUAUGUAUGUAUAUCUUUUAAUGAAUUUUGU